Messenger RNA from Priapulus caudatus, 1513 nucleotides. Its product is annotated as ectonucleotide pyrophosphatase/phosphodiesterase family member 2-like. The coding region runs from base 1 to 1212 and encodes 403 amino acids. Gene Ontology annotation, molecular function: nucleic acid binding; metal ion binding; hydrolase activity. The transcript is spliced from 9 exons. The record is from RefSeq and is a predicted model, not a curated record. NCBI's taxonomy places the organism in Eukaryota, Metazoa, Priapulida, Priapulimorpha, Priapulimorphida, Priapulidae.
AUGGGUGCUAUCUCGUGUGACAGGAGAGUGAUGAUGGAAGACUACGUUUACGACGUGGAUCUCGUUAAGGUCUACCAGGGAGCCAACAGUCGCAUCGCAAUAAACAAGUCCAACUAUACGGCGGACACACUGCUGGACGCAGUGCGCUGUAAGAACGACCACUAUAACGCCUUCAGGAAGGAAGAGAUGCCCAAGCGGUUCCAUUACAGCAACAACGACAGGAUUGACGAGGUUGUGCUGGACGUGGAGGAAGAUUGGCUCAUCGCCAGAGAACCAUCCACAUUAACAGGAUCUACCUGCUCAGGCGGCACCCAUGGAUGGGAUGAUCGCGACACGAGUAUGCAUAACGGCGACAUGGAUUUGAUUGAUAGCAGAUUGAACAUUGACAUAUCCAUCUCGGGCCCUAUUUUAAGCAAGCAUGCGCCAUGGGGUGCACCACGCGUGGAGAGAUUCACAACGGACGACGUGUAUUUGCUGCCACAUGAGGACUAUGUUCUAGGAUACAGUUCCAGUUUCAAGGUCCCGCUUUGGGCUUCAUUCAAGACCGACCAGGGUCACGCCGGGUUCAUGAGUGAGCUGCCAGUAUGCGUGCGUGCUGACGUCAGACUGGACAUUGACACACACGCUAGAUGCUCAGACUACAGCAAUGACAAUGCGGAGACGGCCAACAUCACCAUGCAGGCGCUGUUUACUCCUCCGCUGAAUACAACAACGGAGAAUCUUUACGAUGCAGCCAUCUUGACCAAUUCUGUGCCGCAAAGCACAGGCUUUACCAUUGGCGUAUGGAGACAGAUAAUGGAUCACGUGACACGAUGGGCACAAAUAUAUGGGCCACUUAACAUCGUGACAGGCCCUGUUUUUGACUACAAUUAUAAUGGUGUCUACGACACGUUAGAUGAGACUAGGUUUAUUUACGAUGGAAGCACCCUGCCUUUUCCUACGCACUACUAUGUGCUAGUAUCAAAAUGUUCAGGCAAGAUCCAGGGCCAGCAAUGUGAUGAAGAGCUACCCGAGGUCAUGGCAUUUGUCAUUCCAAACAGAAUGGAGCAAGAGACCUGCCAGAAUAUCACAGACUACCUGUUCACCCACACUGCAUCGGUGCGCGACGUAGAGCGUUUGACGGGGCUGUGGUUCUACAGCGACCUCGACUACUACUCAUCACUGAAGAUGAAGCUGCUGCCGGUCCAGACACUGUGGACCACGGACAAUUAGAUCGCGGUCAGGCGGUCGAUCACUCGCUACCUCUACGUUAUAGGCGUUAGUGCAGAAUUACGUCAUGCCCUAGUGACAGCAAUGAGAAGAUUUUUUUACCACGAAUUCCCUAUUAUAAAUUCUACAAUUAUAAGUCAUUGAGACCAAGCUAUGUUUUGCGGUAAACUACGCACAGCAUACCGAAUUGUUGUGCGGAGAUCCACAUGAAGCAUGUGACAAGUAUAAUGAUACAUGACAUAAUUAAAGGGACAGUAGCCUCUAGGAUUUUACUGCAUACAACUGUACUUACUGUAUAACAAAU